UCGCCGUCGUCGCGUCCCUCCACUCGUCCACUCAUUCCAUCCAUCAACAUCCUCUUCCCAUCCACAUGCCCCGCAAGAGCAACCCACGCCCGGGGCGAGCUCAGAGCCCUCCAAGCCCCGUCCCCCAAUCCUAUCCAGGCAAGAAGUCGGAUGGUCGCGGUCUCGACGAACCCCUCUGGAUCGCCUGCCGCGACAUGCUUGAUGCCGUAUUCAAGGCAAAGAGUCAAGGGCGGCGCAUGGCAGAGAUCUUUAUCGAGCUCCCCGACGCAGAAGACUAUGCCGACUACUACCAAGCCAUCCCAGACCCCAUCUGUCUCAACAUGAUCAAUUCACGCCUGAGUGAAAUCUACUACAUGCACCCGGAAGACUUCUUCAAGCAGCUUCACCUGGUCUUUCUCAAUGCAAUGCACUACAACGAGGAGGGCUCGCAGGUCUGGAACGAUGCCAAGCAGUACGAGGAAAUGAUGUUUGACAUGUGGAGGAAGGGUGUGGCAAACGGGCCAUUCACCAGCCUCGACCCAUAUCACAAGGGCAGGAAGCAGAUGAAGGCCGCGGCUGCGAGAGCCUCUGCUGCCUCUGGCUCGGCGUCCGAGUCACCAGCGGUCGUCAAGAGCGAGCUACCGGCCGUCGACGCACCGCCAGUCAUACAUUUGCGCGUCUCCAAACCCGAGGCCCCCCCUGCUGCGAGCGGCAGCGCCUCUCAUCCACCACCACAGCCUCCUACAGCCUCGCCAGCUUCGAGGGAGACGCGGGGGACGCGCGCCGCCGCAGUUGCUGCGACAGCGAAGAUGACCUCUCCGGUCAAGUCGACACAGCACCUUCCGCCCCCGCAUGCAGCGCGACCCUUUGGCCCUACAGGAUACCACGGCCUCAGCGCUGAGAACAACGCCGUCGUCGCAGCUACCGACGCCUCUUUCCCCAAAUGGCCAGGACCCAGUGCCCAAUUGCCAGGCGAUCCAGCACCUGGAGGACAUCCUGGGAGCGGGUGGUGGGGAGAAGGAUCACCCGACUACGAACGCUCUGUAGGCGGCCCGGCCAGCUACAAGCAGCGCAUCCACGCCGUCGCUGAGGCCCUCGCCGCUUACAAAGACCCUUCCGGCAAUGUUCUGUCAUCCGUUUUCGCCAACAUCCCUCCCCAUGUCAACCUUCCAUACCUAUCGCCGCCAGCGACGGCCGUCCCAGCGUUCAGCCAGAUUCUCACAAACGCACGCAACGGUCGGUACUCCGUGCUUGUCGAAUUCGACAUGGAGAUGGCCAAGCUGUUCGAGAAGGCUCGUCGCUUCUUCGAAGGGCGCCCAGUCGAAUACGGCAGGGUACUCACUCUCCAGCGUCUCUACAAUGCCUUGACGGCCCCCUUCCCCCUCAAGCUUCCCAUUCCCAUGCCGUCGUCCACUCUGUUCGCCUCCUUGCCAUCUGGCCCCGGGAAUCCACGCACCAUGACUGUGCAGGAGGCGCACGACGCUGUCCGCGCUGGCGCACCACCAGAAGUCGCUAACCAGGGCAUCACCACGUACCGCAUCCCUUCCAAGGACCGCAUCUUCACAGAGGAGGCCCGUCACAAGGGCGUCUCGUAUCGUGCUGGCGAGUAUGUGCACCUCAUCAACCCAGAUGACGCGUCCAAGCCGAUCAUCGGUCACAUUUUCAAGACGUUCCUCCCCACGCAAGGAUUCCCUACCCAUCACGUCACCGUAUGCUGGUACUACCGCCCCGAGCAAACAGUGCACAUUGGCGAGCAGAUGUACUUUGAAAAUGAGGUGGUCAAGUCUGUGUACUUCUGUGACCAUCCCAUUGAAGACGUUAUCGAGAAGGUGGCGGUCCAGCCGUGGAGCGCUGCUGAGAUGGGCCGCCCACAGCCGCAGGUGUGGCACCCUGGCUUCCCGCUCUACACUGCGCGUUCACGGUACAUUGACAAGGCACACUUCCUGCUCGAAGUCAAGGACUGGAAAAAGCUGCAGCCUGAGGGCGCAAGCCUCCUGCAUUAUUUCACCAAUGUGGUGCCAUUCAAGCACAAGAUCCAGCUGCCUUUGGUGAAAUCGCCUCUGCUGCGAGGUAUCAAGGGUCCAGGGAGCAUCGGACGGCCGAAGCGUCAAGCGAUGCCCGACGACAACGAGAGCAUGGACAUGCAGGUGGCGUACGGUCGCGCUGCUCCACCAGCCAUGCGUAUGCCUGAGCAACGCCCGCCCCAUCCGUCCAACCGUUCCUCCUUCAGCCAGCAGGCACCGACCCCACACCAGCGCCCGACACCAACGCCUGGGCCGUCGCGCACUCCCUCCACACCGGCAGUGCAACAACAGCAGCGUGGCCACCCGCAACAGCGCCAGCAGUCAUGGCAGCACCAGCAGCGGUCGCAGCAGGCGCCUACAUUCCCCGACCGCACGUUUGCAAGCGUGACGGGCGGCGCGCAGGUGCUCGAGCAGGUCGCGGUGCGCGAGUUCCUCCCACCCGAGACGGCCAAGCUGUUCGAGCAGGAUGCGCGCCACCAGGUGCUGUGGUUCAGCGGGCCACCACUCCCGCAGGGCGCGGUGCAGAUCCCCUCACCCCCCAGUCACAGCUUGGAGUACCUUGCGUUCUUGAGCAAGCGGCGGCGGGGAGAGAGCAAGGCCGCGGCGCGCCCUGCGAAUGGCAAACGCUUCAAGACUGACGGAGGGACGGAGCAGGUUGAGGAGGGCGACGCCGAGGGUGAAGAGGAGGAGCUGGACCUGACAUCCGAGUGGUGGACACUCGGAUUGACACCGGAUCAGGUGUUCGCGAGCCUCAAGACCGUCAUGAAUGGUCCCGCGUAAUAUUGUAUUGUUGUGUAUGCAGCGGUCCACAAUACCAGUUGGAGUGCGAAAUACACAUUGCAAAUGUACAGAAGAAACGAGAACUGGUAUACUACCG
This is a messenger RNA of Cutaneotrichosporon oleaginosum, 2880 nucleotides long. RefSeq lists its product as uncharacterized. Gene Ontology annotation, molecular function: protein binding; chromatin binding. Gene Ontology annotation, cellular component: RSC-type complex. Gene Ontology annotation, biological process: chromatin remodeling; transcription elongation by RNA polymerase II. NCBI's taxonomy places the organism in Eukaryota, Fungi, Basidiomycota, Tremellomycetes, Trichosporonales, Trichosporonaceae. The record is from RefSeq and is a predicted model, not a curated record.